AUGCUUCUUGGAGGCUGGCUCCUGUUGGCCUUCAAUGCAAUUCUCCUCCUGUCAUGGGCCAUGGCCCCCAAAGGGCUGUGUCCAAGCAGGGUCAGUGGCCCAAUGCCAGGGGUGCAGGCAGCAGCAGCCACUGCCACCAUUGCAGGCCUGCUGGUUUUCCCAGUCAGCCUGGCGUCCCCAUUUGCCAAAGCAGUCUGUGAAGGCUCCUCCGCAUACCAUGGUGGGAGGUGCCAACCAGGCUGGGGCUAUGUGACUGCCAUCUUCAAUGCAAUCCUGGCUAGCCUCCUGCCUGUGAUCAGUUGGCCUCGUGUGACCAUGACCAGCAUCCAGGGGAUGACCAUCUUCUUCUCCAGUGACACGGAGAGAAUCAUCCUUGUGCCAGAAAUGAACAAAUAA
Otolemur garnettii (small-eared galago) is the source of this 396-nucleotide messenger RNA. RefSeq names its product transmembrane protein 211 (gene LHFPL7). Lineage: Eukaryota; Metazoa; Chordata; Mammalia; Primates; Galagidae. The record is from RefSeq and is a predicted model, not a curated record. The transcript is spliced from 2 exons. The coding region runs from base 1 to 396 and encodes 131 amino acids. Gene Ontology annotation, cellular component: membrane.